Molecule: messenger RNA, 2237 nt
Organism: Piliocolobus tephrosceles (Ugandan red Colobus)
Lineage: Eukaryota; Metazoa; Chordata; Mammalia; Primates; Cercopithecidae
Product: TBC1 domain family member 9B-like
Exons: 7
Coding region: 46-1254 (402 amino acids)
Molecular function (GO): calcium ion binding
Source: RefSeq, a predicted model, not a curated record
UUACCAGAUGCCCAGCACUCCCUGGCUAUCUCUGCCCGGCAGGCGAUGAACAUCGUGACCUCGGUGCUUCUGCUCUAUGGCAGUGAGGAGGAGGCCUUCUGGCUCCUGGUGGCCCUGUGCGAGCGCAUGCUGCCUGACUACUACAACACCAGGGUGGUGGGAGCCCUGGUGGACCAAGGCAUCUUUGAAGAGCUCACAAGAGACUUCCUGCCGCAGCUCUCAGAGAAGAUGCAGGACCUGGGGGUGAUCUCCAGCAUCUCGCUGUCCUGGUUCCUGACCCUCUUCCUCAGUGUCAUGCCCUUCGAGAGCGCUGUGGUCAUCGUCGACUGCUUUUUCUAUGAGGGCAUCAAGGUGAUCCUGCAGGUGGCCCUGGCCGUCCUGGACGCCAACAUGGAGCAGCUGCUGGGCUGCAGCGACGAGGGCGAGGCCAUGACCAUGCUGGGCAGAUACCUGGAUAAUGUGGUCAAUAAGCAGAGUGUCUCUCCUCCUAUCCCACACCUCCAUGCCUUGCUGACCAGCAGCGAUGACCCCCCUGCAGAGGUGGACAUCUUUGAGCUCCUGAAAGUGUCCUAUGAGAAAUUCAGCAGCCUGAGAGCCGAGGACAUCGAGCAGAUGCGGUUUAAACAGAGGCUGAAAGUGAUCCAGUCCUUGGAGGACACGGCCAAGAGGAGUGUGGUCCGAGCUAUACCUGUGGACAUUGGUUUCUCAAUUGAAGAACUGGAGGACCUUUACAUGGUGUUUAAGGCCAAGCACCUGGCGAGCCAGUACUGGGGGUGCAGCCACACAGUGGCCGGCCGUCGGGACCCCAGCCUGCCCUACCUGGAGCAGUACCGGAUUGAUGCCAGCCAGUUUCGGGAACUCUUUGCCAGCCUGACACCCUGGGCCUGCGGCUCCCACACGCCUGUGCUGGCAGGUCGCAUGUUCAGGCUCCUGGACAAAAACAAGGACUCGCUGAUCAACUUCAAGGAGUUCGUGACGGGGAUGAGAGGGAGUUGGGCAGCGCAGGCUGUGAAGAGGGUCCCACUCGGACCCCCUGGAAGGGGCUCUGCAGCCAUCUUGCCAGCCCCAGCCCCUUCCCUGGCCUUCUCCACAGGCGGGAUGUACCACGGGGACCUGACAGAGAAGCUCAAGGUGCUCUACAAGCUACACCUUCCCCCAGGUGAGAGCCUCCUGCCCACUGCCCAGCCAGGAUCUCCCACUUGUCCGGAAGUUCAGCUGCAGAGGACAGGCCUCUGUGGGACUGUGGGGCCUUAAGGGGGCACAGCAGCUUCACAGGCUGGAGUUUCACAUUGGAGGAGAAGGAACGGGAGCUUGAGCACCUGACAGAGGUCUGAGAGCAGGGCCUUGGCCUGGGAAAGGACAUGGAGGAGAAUCCCAUGGGUGACCGGGCACCACUGGGAACAGAACUCCCACCGAGGAGGCAGCUGGACCCAAAACCCACGAGGAGGGCCAUGAGUGGAGCUUCGGGGCUGGAACUGAAACUGCUGCAUUAAUUUGUCAAGUUUCUUAAGGGUUUAUUCCCAGAGGUUCAGCUAGAGAAUCCUCACAUGGCCAUGAGGAGGGGCCACUUCUCUCUGGCCUCUCAGCGGUGCUGGAGCCUAGUAGGGCUGCAUUGGCGACAGGCUAUCUGGGGGCUCAGCAGGGGUGGCUGCGUGGACAGUGCUCCAAGGAGGGGUCAUCUCCAUCAUCAUAGAAGGAAAGAAAGGCGAGGCAGGUGGAAAUCCUGGGCCAGGCGCUCUGCUCUGGCUGGACCUGCCCCCAGGUCCCUGCUGUCGCUUGCCGUCUGAGGUCAGCAGCUGCCCUCAGAACCGACCCUGGGGAUUUUUAGGGUGCUGGGGCUGGGCUUCACCUGAGGAGAUUCUCUCCUGAUUGCCUGUGAUGGGGCCCAGACCUGUGAUUUUUAAAGCUGACAGGCCAUUGCUCUGUGCCUCCAGAGCUGAAAGGCUCUUGACACAGCUGUUCUCGUCGGUGACUGGCUCACCAGAGAGGCCCUGGUGGGACAUUCACUGGACUCCUAUUCACUGGACUGGGAGUCCAUUCACUGGACUCCUAAUUGUGUUGAUUGGAUUUUUACCUGGGACAUGUAUUUCCUUUUCAAACACAAUGUAAAAGUCAGGAAAGCGGAGGCCUGGGCGCAGUGGCUCAAGCCUGUAAUCCCAGCACUUUGGGAGGCCGAGGCGGGCGGAUCACGAGGUCAGGAGAUCCAGACCAUCCUGACUAACACAGUGAAACCCCGU